Molecule: messenger RNA, 2642 nt
Organism: Nematostella vectensis (starlet sea anemone)
Lineage: Eukaryota; Metazoa; Cnidaria; Anthozoa; Actiniaria; Edwardsiidae
Exons: 3
Coding region: 415-2355 (646 amino acids)
Biological process (GO): protein O-linked glycosylation via mannose
Cellular component (GO): Golgi apparatus
Source: RefSeq, a predicted model, not a curated record
UGUUGGUUCUUUUGACCUCUUGAUGGCGAAAGAUCAUAAUCGCGUUAUAUCAACAGGGGCUCCUAAUCAUUAUGGCCCUAGCACGGUUUAUUCAUGGUACCCACCUUGUUUUGUUGUUCUUGGUUAAUUCCCGAAACAUAAUAAAUAUUUAUAGCCGAAUAUUUAUGCUCUUUAGCCGAAACAUAAUGAUGUUUACACCAAGCACGGCGUGUGGUCGUGUCUCCGAGUCAACAUGGCGAGAAUCGUGAGAACGAACCAAAAAUGUCAGCCGUUCAAACACAGCUGGGAUAGGCAGAGCGAAGGAAAGAGGAAGUCGAAAGAGUUAAUGAAUGACACGUUGAACAAAGAGACGUUUUUUUGGGAGAUAUCCCAGGAAUUGGGAAAUACAAAGGAGAAUUGAUAUUUCUGUGAAAAAUGGGAAGAUUUUACUACCGGGCGAAAACCACAUUGGUAUUUCUAAUUUCUUGCUAUGUGCUGUUAAGGAUAAGUCAAUUAAUGGUCGCUAUUCGCAGGGAACAAAUGAAGAACUCCCUUCUCGAGCGGGUACGUGACAAACCUUUGUGCAGUGACAACGAGGCAGUGAUCAGAGGGCUAAGACGACUUACUAAGGAUCUCAUCUUUAUUCGCAUGACGGUAGGACGAGAUCCAGAUAUGGUUAGAAAAAUAGAAUCGCACUACAAUAACCUACAGAAACUACUCCUAGAAAUAGAAGUACUCACGAAAGUCAACAAAACGAGAAAACCAACUCGCUUGGAGAGAGGUGAAGUUACGACGGAAAGUAGUACUCAGACAGGGUUUUUUUGCCCAGAAGUAUUUCGUGGGUCAACUUAUGGCUAUCCAUUCUACCGCAAAGGGUUUGAAGUAACAAAUUGCACAACGAUCAAAUCAAGACGUUCAGUGAGUGGACUGGUCACGUUAAUAUUUGAUGAUUUGCUUGUAGCUAGAAAAACACCAGAAGGCGAAAAAAUUGCAGACGAGAAAUCUUACCACAAAUAUCUGUCUAGUUUUUUUGAAAACUUAUACCAGGAAUACCCUGGUAUAAAAGCUUUUGUUUUACUAAACAACAGCAAAAUAAAUGUAAACAAUGUAAGUAAAGAAUGGUCAACAAGUAUUGAAAUCAUUCAAGCGCAUCAGACCUCCAAAGGGGAAACUUUGCGGAAAUUAGUGAACCAAGUAAAUACACCUUAUGUUCUCUUGGCAACAGGGGUGACACAUUUUAAAAGAGUGAAACUUGAGCGACUUAUCAGAGUUCUCUCAGCGCACAAAUCGCUCCAAUUUGCUGGAGGAAGUACACGUGACCUUGAAGGGCAUUGGUCGUCGGGUUGUCUGCAGACGAAAUUGAAAAACUACACACUUUCAUUACGAGCCGGAUACAGUAAAUCUUUAAAAGAAUGUCUCGUGUGUGAUUACUUAACAGGGCCAUUUUUGGCAAAGACGGGUGUUUUUAAAAAGUUUAGUUUAGAUGCAAGACUCAAUAACGGAGUUUACAGGGAUCUUUUUCUAAGAGUAAAAUCGAAAUUCAGUCACACGACAAGGCGCGGUCCCACAGUAGUCAGUUGCCCGGAUGCGAUGUUCCAUACACGUUCGCCGGAAAGAACAGACGCAGACUUGCUGCCAUUCGCAAACAAGCACUCUAUUCGGAAGAUUGUGGAGUUGGACGGGCGGGUCCGUUGGUACGGGUGUCGACGUGGGGUCAUUCACCGGACGGCAGACAAAUGUCCGGUAAGGGAGGGACUUCUCGUUCCUCCGUGCUGCCUAGAGAAUCUAGCUGACGCGGUAAAGUUUUUGAUGUCCCAGUGCGAGAGUAAUAGUAUCGUAUGUGAGCUUCAGGAGGGCACACUUUUAGGUGCGGUCAAAAUGGGUAAAGUGCUGCCUUGGGAAAGAGAUGCGGACAUCACAUUCCUCACAAGGGAUUAUGAGAAGCUGAGGAGUAUGGAGAGAGUGUUCACAGACAGGGGCUAUAUCUUCAGGGAUGUUAGUCCACCGUGGUGCUGUAUUGACGGGCGGGAAGCGGGAGGCAAGAUAGAGAUCACUGCGGAUGGCUGGUCCAUUCAGCUUUACGGUCAGCACAUCAUGGACUCGGAGACCCUCAUUAAUAAGGGACUCAGGCCCACAAGGGUCCUCUUCAGUGGACAGUGGGUCACGGUGCCGACUAACCCAGGGGAACACAUACGAAACAGGUAUGGAGUUGAGGUUUAUCGACACGUCGAACACUGGAUGAGCACAGGGGCCAAAUCUGGCUGGGAGGCGUAUAAUGCAGAGGCUGGCAAGUUCUCUCCCUGCCCUAUCAGAGGGUUUCAUGGCUGCAUUGACCAGUACAACACUGAUGGUACAAUCCAGUUCGAGGAGAUCUGAAACAAAUUCUGAACAUAUAGUACACGAUAUGACUCUGAGUUUUCCUUUUGCCUCAUGGAGGUUUACGGCUGCGUUGAUCUAGCCUGACUUACGGACGCUCGGGGAUCGUUUGCUUAACUCCCCGAGGUUUGAUGAACCAGGCUAGCAUUUGUCGAUAGUACGCUGAUUGUCCCAGCCAGUCCAACAAUACCCUUUAUUGGGCUUCCCAACACCUACUAUUACUUUAUUUAGUUUACAAUAAAUAAGCAUACGCUCUUGAGUAAAAAAGAUAUUUACUUAUGACACAA